This is a messenger RNA of Malassezia sympodialis ATCC 42132, 507 nucleotides long. RefSeq lists its product as uncharacterized. Lineage: Eukaryota; Fungi; Basidiomycota; Malasseziomycetes; Malasseziales; Malasseziaceae. The coding region runs from base 1 to 507 and encodes 168 amino acids. The transcript has 3 exons. The record is from RefSeq and is a predicted model, not a curated record.
AUGCCAAACGUCGACGCACCAUCCAGAAGUGCUGUGACGGUCACCGAGAGUCAAGAGGAUGCGCAGGUAGCAGAAAAGGUAACGUCAGACUUCCUUGUGGUGAUCUUGGACCUGGAUAAGAUGACAUGGAUGCAAGUGGCCAGCCAACGAGCAAGCCCCGAAGAGCGGGCAGCUGCGGCCUAUGAGACCUUGAAAAAUGUCAUUUCGUCUGUCCUUGUGUUCUUAAAUGCACAUAUUGCCAUGCAGAGUGGCAAUGGUUUGGCUGUCUAUGGGGCUGCGGCUGGCCAGGCGUGUCUCCUUUAUACCUCAAGCGCACAUGCGCCCCUCCUGGCGCGCUCCUGGCGCACACAAGAUACCCGAGUAAGUGGGGAGAAUGGGGGCUUUAGGAGGUGCAUCUUCUUUUCGGCACCGAAUUCUGGUCCUCAGCGCCACGCCCGAUACGUUGAUGACGUCGUUUUUGCCGUCGCGAUCUAUACGGCCACUGCUCAUGUUCCCAGCCCUGGAUGA